Peromyscus maniculatus bairdii (prairie deer mouse) is the source of this 2877-nucleotide messenger RNA. RefSeq names its product three prime repair exonuclease 2 (gene Trex2). The record is from RefSeq and is a predicted model, not a curated record. NCBI's taxonomy places the organism in Eukaryota, Metazoa, Chordata, Mammalia, Rodentia, Cricetidae. Gene Ontology annotation, biological process: DNA catabolic process. Gene Ontology annotation, cellular component: cytoplasm. Gene Ontology annotation, molecular function: nucleic acid binding; 3'-5'-DNA exonuclease activity.
GGCCUUUCCUCUCUGCUGCUUCCAUUCCUUUCUGAUACUACUUGGUUAGUUUGAUCAUGCCUAGCCUUGGAGGUCUCCACUGUACCCUGACAUGACGUCUCUCUCUGCCCUGUGCUCUCCACCUUCUGUCCUGCCUCAGGGUCCCAUAUUGGCCCUCUUUGCCAUGUCCUUGGGAGCCAGCCUGUUUCUUCCUUCUUUCCUAGGGUACUAGGGAAUUCCUUACCAUGGCCUCACUGGUUGCCCAGGAAACUGUUCUCUUGGUUUCCCACAGUGACUCAGUAUCUUUUUGUGUAGUGUACACAGCCACCUCCCUCCCUUCGAGAACCGGAACAGGCAAGCCUUGGUGAGGCCCAUUAUCGCACCUGUGGCUGCCUGCCUCACCCUGCUCCUGUAACUGCACUUUUGUUCCCCCAGGAUCCCUGGGGAGUUUUGGACAGCUGGGUGCCAGGCCCUUCCUGCUCAAACACUGCUGGGAGAGAUUGAUGGGCAAGCAGGUCCUUGUUCUCUCCUGUCCUUCUGAACCAACACUGGACAGGCUCAGGAGUACCUGCAGUGGGCAGGUACAACAUUCACCACAACCUUAGAAGGACAGGCCUGCAGUAUUGGAUACCUAGCUCUGGAAUGAAGUUUUCAGGAGAGGCCAGAAAUGACCUUCUAGCUACUCUCACAUCUUGAUGGUCCCCCUCAUCUGAAGUCAGAUGAGGAAGGAAAGGCCUUAGAGCAGCAUUUCCCAAUCUGUGGGUCACGGCCUCCUUGGGGGUCGAACAACCCUCUCACAAGGGUCGCAUGUCAGAUAUCCUGCAUAUCAGAUAUUUACAUUAUGAUUUAUAACAGUAGCAAAAUUACAGUUAUGAAGUAGCAAUGAAAAUAAUGUUAUGGUUGGGGGUCAUGACAACAUAAACAACUGUAUUAAAGGGUCACAGCAUCAGGAAGGUUGAGAACCACUGCCUUAGAGUCUUUGAGGUCUCCAGGUCACCUUUCCACUUAAGAAAUUCAAAGAAUUGGCUCAGCCACACCCCUAGGGCUAUUUGGGUCAGGCCUCAUUGCCCUAUAGCCUUCUUUUGCCUGCCUAUCUUCACAACUCUAUAGCCUAUCCCCCCUGCCUUCUUCACAACUCUACUAAAUAAAUGCUUGUAACACAUUAGGUCUCAAAUCCCCCUGAGUGUCAAACCUUGGGGUGUCAUACCCUACAGCAGAGAUCACCACCCUGGUUGCUGCUGGAAGAUUGGGUCACAAGGUGAGUGAACUGCAACCAGAUAGUAUCAACAUUGGAGAUGUUCCUGAGGCCACCCCCUGUUUACUGAUGCAAGACCAAGGCCCUGUCCUCAGUGUGACUUCCCAUUCACAGGCUAAACAUGACACAAGUAGAUGUCCCUGUGUCACUCCUGAGAUCAUGACAACCUCAUGAAGGGCACCCAUAUCCCCACUGAUAGAAGAAACCAAGGCCUGGAGAAGAGGACCUGUUGUCUGUGUGUAAUGUGUCCCAGAAUAGGGCUAAGUACCACACCUGGUUUGUCCAGAUCUGGCAACCACAACCUAGUCCCUAUGAGACUUAGAGGUAGGGUUUGGCAGAAGACACAGCCUUCCACCAUACUCUGACUUCCUCUUGCCUGUGAGGACACAUUCCUCUGGCCUGUGACAGUGCUCAUCACUUUUUGGAACCUGCUUGCAGCCAGAGCCUGCUUCCCAGUCUAUAAACAUGGGGCGUGUGUCCUGGUAGCUGCAAGCUCAUGAGGAGGCGGCAAGCAAGCCGGCUGCACAGGUCCUGCGGCCUCAGGCCUCCUGGUUGCCCAAUUGGUGGCUGGGGGCGGGCUAUGGCCUCUGAUUAAAGGCUGCCUGAAGCAGCCUGUGAAGAGACAGGUGCCCAGAAGCCCUGGAAGCCAACUGAAGCCAGUCCCAGCUUUAGGCCUCACUGUUCCUGUGAGAACAUCAGCAUGUCUGAGCUGCCCCGGGCUGAGACCUUUGUAUUCCUGGACCUGGAAGCCACUGGGCUCCCAAACAUGGAUCCUGAGAUUGCAGAGAUAUCCCUUUUUGCUGUCCACCGCUCUUCCCUGGAGAACCCAGAGCGGGACGACUCUGGUGCUCUGGUGCUGCCCCGUGUGCUGGACAAGCUCACACUGUGCAUGUGCCCGGAGCGCCCCUUUACUGCCAAGGCUAGUGAGAUUACUGGUUUGAGCAGUGAAGGCCUGAUGCACUGCCGGAAGGCUGGUUUCAAUGGUGCUGUGGUGCGGACACUGCAGGGCUUCCUGAGCCGCCAGGAGGGCCCCAUCUGCCUUGUGGCCCACAAUGGCUUCGAUUAUGACUUCCCACUGCUUUGCACAGAGCUACAACGCCUGGGAGCCCAUCUGCCCCAAGACACUGUCUGCCUGGACACGCUGCCUGCAUUGCGAGGCCUGGACCAUGCUCACAGUCAUGGCACCAGGGCUCAAGGCCGCAAGAGCUACAGCCUGGCCAGUCUCUUCCACCGCUACUUCCAGGCAGAGCCCAGUGCUGCCCAUUCAGCAGAGGGUGAUGUACACACGCUGCUUCUGAUCUUCCUGCAUCGUGCUGCUGAGCUGCUUGCCUGGGCAGAUGAGCAGGCCUGCAGCUGGGCUCACAUUGAGCCCAUGUAUGUGCCACCUGAUGGUCCAAAAUUUGAGGCCUGAAUGCCAGCAUUAUCUAUUCAUCCAGGCUCUAAGACAUGUUCUUGCUCUCUGCAGCACCUGCCUGGCCUUCCUCAGCCCUGGCCUACCUGGCCAUAGGAUCCUAGAGCCUUCUCUGUGCCUUACCUCCAGUUGAACACCCUCUGGCUAGCCUGGGCUCCUGCAGUCUGCUCCUUCAGGGCUUCUACCUUUCACCCCAUUUAUCAAUAAAUAUCACCAACUAUUUACCUGCUGA